Molecule: messenger RNA, 2185 nt
Organism: Phragmites australis (common reed)
Lineage: Eukaryota; Viridiplantae; Streptophyta; Magnoliopsida; Poales; Poaceae
Product: glutathione hydrolase 3-like
Exons: 6
Coding region: 145-2037 (630 amino acids)
Biological process (GO): glutathione catabolic process
Cellular component (GO): plasma membrane
Molecular function (GO): glutathione gamma-glutamate hydrolase
Source: RefSeq, a predicted model, not a curated record
UUCCUAGCUGGUACUGUCUAUACAAUUGCAGUAUCUCACGCCAAGAACAAGAGACCGAGCUCUUACCAUCCAAGAAUCCCUCCUCUCCCCCCUCGCGCUCGUUCUAUCCAAGAAUCCCGGCAAGAAUCUCCGGCCGGCGUUGACAUGGCCGCACGCGGCGGCGGCGGCCUUCAGGGCCCUCUCCUCGGCGCCGGCGCUGACUCGCCGGCAGCUCCGCGGUGCCGCCGGAGCAGCCGGCCGUGGACCGUGCUGGCCAUCGCCGCGGCGCUCCUCGCCCUGGCCGGCGCCUUGCUGUUCCUGAGCUCCGGGAGUGGGGGCGCCGACGGCGACCGCCGCCGGGUGUCGGGCGCCGGUGGCGGCGUGCGGCUGAGUCCGCACGAGGCGGAGUCCGAUGUGGGCGCGGUCGCGGCGGACGACGCGCGGUGCUCGGAGGUGGGCGCCGCGGCGCUGCGCGCGGGCGGGCACGCGGUGGACGCGGCGGUGGCGGCCGCGCUCUGCCUCGGGGUGGUGCACCCGGUGUCGAGCGGCGCUGGCGGCGGCGCGUUUAUCGUCGUGAGGAACGCGGCCUCCGGCGAGGCCGUCGCCUUCGACGCCAGGGAGACCGCGCCUGCCGCGGCCACGCCGGACAUGUACGCUGCUGACCCGUCGACGAAGUACAAGGGCGCGCUCGCCAUGGGCGUUCCGGGCGAGCUCGCGGGUCUCCACGCCGCGUGGUCGCGGUACGGCCGGCUCCCGUGGCGGGACCUCUUCGCGCCGGCCAUCCGGCUUGCGCGUGACGGCUACUCGAUCGUGCCAUUCGUCGCCCGCGCUCUCAAGAAAAACGAAGGGGACGUGCUCGCCGACCCGGGCCUGCGCGCCGUGUUCGCGCCGGAGGGGAGGGUGCUGGCGGCUGGCGAGGCGUGCCGCAACCCGGCCCUCGCCGACGCGCUGGAGCGCGUGGCCGAUGAGGGCGUCGCGGCGUUCUACGGCGGCGCCGUCGGCGAGAGCUUUGUCCGCGACGUCAGGGCGGCGGGAGGGAUCGUGACGGUGGACGACCUGAGGGGGUACAAGGUGGAGGUGAGCGACGCCAUGCGCGCGGACGCCAUGGGGUACACCUUCCUCGGCAUGCCGCCGCCGUCGAGCGGCACAGUUGGGGUGGCUCUGAUACUGAACAUAUUGGGAGGGUACAAAUCGCUCGAGUUCGUGAAGAUGUUUAUUGGUGUCCACCGGCUCAUCGAAGCGGUCAAGCACAUGCUGGCGAUCCGGAUGGACCUCGGCGACCCCGACUUCGUCAAUGUGUCCGGGAGCGUCUCCGAGAUGCUGUCGCCGCCGUUCGCCGACAAAAUCCGGCAAAGGAUCGUCGACAAUACGACAUUCCCUCCCGGUUACUACUUCCCAAAGUGGAGCCAGCUGAGAGACCACGGCACCAGUCACCUUUGUGUGGUGGACGGUGACCGGAACGCGGUGGCGAUGACGACGACCGUGAACUACAGCUUCGGCGCGCACGUGCUCUCGCCGUCGACGGGCAUCGUGUUGAACAACGAGAUGGAUGACUUCUCCGUGCCGGCGGAGCGCACGCCCGACCACCUCCCGCCCGCGCCGGCGAACUUCAUAGCGCCGGGCAAACGGCCCCUGUCCUCCAUGACGCCGCUGAUCAUACUCAAGAACGGCCAGCUCGCCGGCGUCAUCGGCGGCAGCGGGGGCACGGACAUCAUCGCCACAGUUACCCAAGUCUUCCUGAACCACUUCAUCGUCGGCUUGGACCCCCUGGCCGCCGUCCAGCACCCCAGGGUCUACCAUGAGCUAGUGCCGAACGUGGUGACGUACGAGAACGACACGGUGAUCGACGGCGAGGUCAUCGCUCUGAGCGGCGAGGCAAUCGAGUUCCUGGCGCAGAGAGGACACCGGCUGCAGAGAAGUGACACGGGAGGCGUCAGUCAGUUCAUCGUGCACGAGCUGCCGGCCCCGGCCGCCUCGGGCGGCGGGGACAGUGUCUUCCGCGGGAACCUCACCGCCGUCAGCGACCCGAGGAAAGAUGGCAGCCCAGCAGGGUUGUGAGGCUAGCGACCGUAGACUAGCUGUUGCUUCGAUCCAUCUCCUCAUGUAGAUAUGUACACCAUGAUUCAUGCAUUUACCUGUGCACACUUCUAUCUGGUAGUUUGUGAUGCGAAUUCUUGUUAAGUCAUAUAAAGGAUAUCUUUGACUU